GCUAAAUAUUGACCUUAACAUGUUAAUUUAGUUUUUUGACAACGCUCGUCUGUAGAUUUACAUGUAAACAAAUAUGCUGGUCCAACGACUGAUAUCAAAUGGUACAAGGGUCUUAUACAAAGUAGCCACCAACCAGAAUGUUUGCUCUCAACUACAACCAUUUAAGUGUAGAGUUAUCUCCCUUACUUGUAGAACCAUGGCAACACAAAUUCCAUUAGAUCCAAUGUGUAAAAAACCUGUAUAUCAUCCCAAGAAAGGAGAUUUAAUUUAUGCAGGACCAAACAACUCAACUGUGUUUUUAUGUAAAGCUGUUUCAUUGGGAACAUGUGUAUUCAGUGCUGCACUUCAGCCGUAUCUGUACAUGAUUGGUGAUACACUUCCCGUACCGUUAUUAGUGGCAGGGAUGGGGUCAUUAGGAUUUUUUAUGUUUGGAACAACAGCACUGAUGCAUUUCGUAACCAAAAGAUACAUAACAUACAUAUACUUCAACCGUAAAAAUAAGACAUUUACAGCAGGUCGGUUUACAUUCUUUCUACGAAAUAAAGAAAUGGAGUACACGACUAAAGAUGUUGUGGUUCCAGAUGUUGCAGGAAUUUUUACAACCUUGAAGAUCAAAGGAAAACCAUUUAUGGCAUUUGAUGAGCAUUUCUUAGACUAUGAUGUGUUUAUACAUAUGUUGGGAUAUGACAAGCCAAUGAAAUGGAAGUUCAAAUCUGAAAUUGAAUCGGAAAAAGAAAAAGAAAAAGAAUAAAAAAAUAUUUCAAGUUAAAUCGAAUCUUAUUUUUAUAAAUACAUGUAAUGGCCUAUCAUAUAUUCUCUAAAAGAUAGAAACGUUUAUAAGAAAUUUGAUGUAAGAGUGCAUAUGCACACGUAUGUUGCAUGCUAUACUUUGAACUCCUGAACGGUAAAAGUCAAAAUCGUCAUUAUUGAACUUGACUUCUUUUUUGUCAUCAGUAACAACAUAUUAAAAUUUGAAAA
This is a messenger RNA of Mytilus trossulus (common blue mussel), 978 nucleotides long. RefSeq names its product transmembrane protein 70, mitochondrial-like. Lineage: Eukaryota; Metazoa; Mollusca; Bivalvia; Mytilida; Mytilidae. Gene Ontology annotation, biological process: mitochondrial proton-transporting ATP synthase complex assembly. Bases 74 to 751 code for a protein of 225 amino acids. The transcript is spliced from 2 exons. Gene Ontology annotation, cellular component: mitochondrial membrane. The record is from RefSeq and is a predicted model, not a curated record.